This is a messenger RNA of Labeo rohita (rohu), 8248 nucleotides long. RefSeq names its product interphotoreceptor matrix proteoglycan 2b (gene impg2b). Lineage: Eukaryota; Metazoa; Chordata; Actinopteri; Cypriniformes; Cyprinidae. Gene Ontology annotation, biological process: visual perception. The coding region runs from base 159 to 7472 and encodes 2437 amino acids. Gene Ontology annotation, molecular function: heparin binding; hyaluronic acid binding. The transcript has 21 exons. The record is from RefSeq and is a predicted model, not a curated record.
GAUUGCAUCCCUCUGUGACAACGAAAGGAUAUUCUGACAAUGCAGACUAAUUAAUUCAACUCUCUACAAGUUUUUUGGGGGCCUGCAAGGAGGGAUGCCCAAAUUCCAUCUUAUUUAAUAGACUUAUUUUCUGAAGCAUCACGGCAUAAGGAAUCAUCAUGGUUGAUCUAUCUUUGAAAUGCAUUUGGUGGGUUUUGGUAUUGUUGUUGACCAGAUAUUGUUUCAUAGAUGCAGAUUCUGAAACUCACAAGGAUUAUUUACCAAAUGGAUAUACAACUUUUUUGGACGCCAGUGAAGUUUUAAAUCACUCGUUGGUUCCUAGUGUGUCUGGAGAAGGGAAAACGGCUCUUUCUAGACGGAAAAGAGAUCUUUUGUUUCCCAGUGGAGUUAAACUUUGCUCACAUGAGACAGUGCAACAAGCAAUACAGAAUCAUCUCAACUACUUUCACCUGCGAGUGUGCCAGGAAACAAUUUGGGAGGCUUUCAAAAUCUUCUGGGAUCGCUUACCUGAGAAAGAAGAGUACCAGAUCUGGAUGAGGAAAUGUCAAAACAGUAGUGUUAGCGUGUUUGACAUUGGCAGAAGCUUUAGCCAGUCACCUGAGCACCUUGCUCUGAUUUCAAGUAGGGUAGGAGCAACUUCAGUGACUUCAACAAGUGCACCCACCAGUCCAUGGCAACCUGAAUGCAGACAUCAGACAACGACUACUGAGCCAACACAAGCAAAUGUGGCCACAACCCAACAAGUCAGCAUUCUGGUUCCUGAGGGAGUACCAGAUUCACAGGACAUCACACAACAGACCAUUGCAGACCAAAUCUUAACCACCACUAUAGCUGCAGAGCUUCAGAUGACACGUGGAAUCACUCCAGAGCCUGAUCUUAUCACAGCCUUUGAGGAUUCGGCAGGGAUGAGCACUAGCUCACCUACAGAACUCACAAAUGUGGCCACUGGAAAACCUAUUUCAAAACUGGAGGUCGAACUGGAUGCUACUGAGCAUCCUGUCGAAACAUUAAACAUUAGCGUUCAACAUGAAGAGGUUGAAAUAGUCUCAGAGUCUAAAUUAAUGACCACUGAUAGUACUCCAGAGGAGUCUACUUCAAGAACAUACGAUUAUGAGAUUCCCACUACCUUUGAGGACUUGCUAGGAAUAAGCACUACUUCUUCUACAGUAGUCACCAGUGAUUUUACUGAGGAGCUUUAUUUAGAAACAGAGUUGGGACAGGAUACUACCGAAUAUCCAGUUAAGGCAGCAGGUGUUACAAUUCAACAUGAAGCUGAUGUUGUCUCAGAGUCUACAUCACCGACCAAUGAUAGAACUAUGGAAGAUUAUACUUCAAAAAAAUAUGAGCAUGAUAUUCCCACAACCUUGGAAGAUUCACCAGUGAUAAGCACUAAUACUCCUACGUUAACCAUCAGCGAAUUCACUGAAGAGCUUCAUUCAGAUCCAGAACCGGAAGUGGGACAGGAUGCUACUGAGGGUUUGGGUAAGAUGUUAAGUGUUACCACUCAACAUGAAGAGGUGGACAUUGUCUCUGAGUCUACAUUAAUGACCACUGAUAGAACUCCGGAAGAUUAUACUUCAAAAAAAUAUGAGCAUGGUAUUCCCACAACCUUGGAGGAUUCAUCAGGGAUAAGCACUAAUACUCCUACAGUAAUCAUCACUGAAUUCACUAAACAGCUUCAUUCAGAAUCAGAACCGGAGGUGGGACAGGAUACUACUACAUACGAUGUUACCAUUCAACAUGAAAAGGUGGAUGCCAUCUCAAAGUCUACAUUAAUGACCACUGAUAGAACUCCAGAAGAGUCUACUUCAGGAAAAUAUGAGUAUAUUAUUCCCACAUCCUUUGAGGACUCACUGGGGAUAAUCGGUAGUUCUGAACUCACAAAUGAGGCCACUGUGAAACAGGAUGUUACAGAGGGUCCUGUUGAAACAUCAUAUGUUACCAAUUCACAUGAAGAGUCUACUUUGACAAGUGCUGGAAAUCCAAAAGAUUUUACUUCAGGAAAAUAUGAAUAUGACAUUCCUACAGCUUCUGAGGACUCACUUGGGAUCAGUACCAACACCCCUACAGAAAUCACCAGUGAAUCUAUGGAAGAGGUUAUUUCUGUAACUAAACUGAACAUGGGGCAGGGUGUUACUGAAGGUCCUGUUAAAUCAAUAGAUUCUACAACUCCUGUAGGUUCCACCUCGAUCGAGACAGAUCUUCCCACGACCCUUGAGGACUCACCAGAAAUAAGUACUAACACUCCUGCGGUAGUCAGUAGAGAAUCCAUUGAAAACUUUAUUUCAGAAACUGAGGUUGAAGAUGGAUUGGGUUUUACCGAAAGUCCUGUUAAAUCAGCACUUGUUACCAUUGAGAAUGUUGAUGUUUUAGAAGCUACAGUGAUAUCCACUGGUAAAACUCUGGAAGAAUCUCCUACAGAAAUAUCUCCUGUUCAGAGUGUCUUACCAGAGGAAUCAAUGCAGACAGCUACUACAAAGCUGAAAGAGGUUUCACCUAAUCCCCCCACAGAAGGGUUGCCAAAGGCUAAGGCAGAUAAGGAUAUUGCUGAAAUCACACAUGUGACCACAGUGCCAGGAAUUCUGUCAGCCACUACACGUGUAAAUGCAUCACCUGAUGUUGUAUCAACAGAGGAUGGACCUGAAAACAUUGCAAUUGUUACAUUACUUGACAAAGAUGAGGAAUAUGCACCCUACACUAAACCUACACCAGAGGUGACCACAGGUGAAGAACUACCAGGUGCCAUGACAGAGAGUACUCAUGAAGUUUCAAAGGAAACACAUGAGUCUAUAGAUGACUCUCCUAAUGCCAAAGAGGAUCAUUUAGGUAAGGAAGAUGACAUUAUAACUGAGACCCCAGAAGUUGUUGAGGUGACAGCUGGAGAAACACCUAAAUUGACUCUGGAAACUACAGAAGCUACCGAAUCUGUGUUCACUGAGAAAGACGAACAUGAGGACAUAACUGCCACUUGGAAACCUGGUGAGAUGACAACAGAGGCAACAGAAGUUCCUGAGUUUGAUUUUGAAGACAUUGGCACAGACAAAGUAGCCAUUCUUGAAAACACACCUGAAGAUUUUGAUGGAGGAACAAGUGAAGCUACUGCUAAAUUAGAUGUUGGAACUAAACCUGUCAUCUUGGAGGAAUCACCUGAGGAAAGUCCUGAAGAAACUUCUACUAAGACCACAAGUCAGACCACAUCUGUAAUCACAUCCAAGGACACACUUGAUACUUCUUUGGACAUUAGUACCCCUGAAACUGACAUUGUAGAGUUUGUAACUGAAGGCAUGGAAGAUAAGGAAGACACAUCUAAAAAGGAAGAAGGAGGUGAGGAAACACUUCUCAAAGUUUCUGAAGGCCCAAUGCCAGAUCCUACUGUUACUGAGUUGGAAAAAGUUAUAAUGACAACUACUAUAAAAGAGGACAUACAUGAAGUUACAGAGCCAUUAAAAAUUCCAGAGGACACACCUAAAGUUGCAGUGGAAAUCACACAUGAAGUCACCAGAGGAGAUCCUUUAUCUGAGACACCUAAAGUUACAACAGAGACACCUAAGCUUAUUACAGAAUCUGAUGUCAUAACAGAGACAACUCACGUCAUAUCUCAAGCACCCGAAGUGGAGAAAAGUGGAUCUAUCUCGAAGACACCUGAGGUCGCAUCUCAAACGCCUUUGUCAAUAUCUGAAUUUUCAGACGUGCCCAAGACAGUACCUAAAACACCUGGCAUACAUGUGGUCCAACAGGAACCCGCAGAAGAUGAUAUCCCAACUCCUAUUUUGAAAGUGGAGGAUAUCACGGUUGUACUAAAUGACUUGUCAACUACUAUUCAAAAGACUUUUUCCACCACAUUACAAAACUUGCCACAGGACAUUUCUAAUGAUAUUUUAGAUGAAAACAACAUGAUUGGAAAUGAAAUUGAUGACAUUAUGGUCCGACCAGUACGUCCUGUUGGCGAUCAUAUUGUGGAGCUGAGUAUUAAGAUAAGAGGUGAAACCUAUGAUGAUGCUCUGAGAGAUCCAUCAAGUUACUACUAUCAACAUCUAUCCAAACUGUUCGUCGAUAAGAUUGAAGAGGUUUUUAAAAGGCUCCCAGGUUUCAAGACCAUAUCCGUCCUUGAAUUCAGGCCACAGAAGGACAUUGAAGGAGGCCUGGCAGUGGUGGUGCACUACGCUGUGGUUCUUGAGGGCGACGGGACAGGAAUAAGUAAUGAGACCAUAGAUUACAUAAACCUACAUUCAAACAUGGUUGAGAACUCCUUCACCGAUCCUGAUGAGCUACCUACCGUGGUCUACACCAUCACUGACUUCCGAAACUACAUCACCGAAGCCCUCCACAAGGAGAAUUUCAUCAAAAACACCACUCUGGAAGUAGACCCUGAAUCUUUGCAACUGGAAAAUGUGGAGACAUUGCUGCCUUCCAAACCAACCAGCAGACCGCUUGACUCCAGUGACAUGAUGGACAAUGUUCUUGCCUCUGAGAAACCACCAGAUGUACCCAGGCAGGAAUUAUCCAACAAUGACAUCUUCUUUGAUGACUUCCAUGACCAAGUUCACACGACAGAUCCCUGGAAGGACGUAUGGAGUGAGGACAUAAAUGCAAAUGAUGUAAUCAUCUUUGAGGAAAGUCCCACUCUGUCUCCUGCAGAUGUGUCUUUGAAGAACUUUGACUUUGAGCUUACCUCUAAAUUUGAGACUUCAAGCAGUGCACCUGCUCCUGGUACAGAGAACGAUGGUAUUCUUGAAGAGGAGGGCUUCUUACAGACUGCAACUACAGUCAGUCCUAUCACAGGUGCAAUAACAGAAGUUGCCUUACAUGCGGAAUCACCUCACAAGUUGGAAGAAACCCCAGUUUCUCCCAUGGAUCCUCCUGAUGUUGAGUUGACUACUCAGAGUGACUUGAUAGACUUGGGUUCAGGCUCAGGUUUCUCUGGGGAUCAUCUAGGUCCUGACAUUUGGCCUUGGGAGUCAGAGGAAGUCUUGAGGGAAGAUGCUAAGGAUGAGGUACACCAACGGCAUGAAGAUCAGGAAUCUAUAGUGGAACAGUUCGAGCCUCCCCAACAAGAUGUGACACCCAAGGAGCCAUUCUUGGACAGGGUUCUUGUGACACAAGAUAUUCGUACUAAUCCUCACUACACAACAACUGACCAAGCUCCAGUUUUCUGGACUAUGGAGACUUUGACUGUCGAGCUUUCUAUGCAGACCCAAGUAGCCCCUGAACAAUAUGAUGACUAUUUUCCAGAUGAAUCUACCACUGUGGCUACACACGUGACCAGUCGACCCUUGCUACAUGUCUACACUUCAGCAGAAACUCAAAAUGUGGAUGCAUCACAAAGUCCUGAUACAAUCAGUUCACCUGCUGAUAAGGACUAUGCAGAAAGUUUUGUUACACCCACUGUGAUCCCACCAAGCACAGCAGUAGCCAUGAAUGUGCAUACUCCUUCAACAGAAAACAAGCAGAGUCAGGAAACACUGGCCUACACAGCAAAGUCAAAUGAAAUGCCUUCAACUACGCAAUCACCUGCAAUCCUAGAAACUGAUAUGGUUUCAGUGGAAGGUCCUACUGCUUAUUCAGAAGCUGUUGAGCAUCCUAUAACCGAAGGUAUCACAGAGUUACCUGCACUCUUAUGGCCAGAGGUAAAAGAUUCAGAUGAAGAAGUCAAGAUUCUAGAUGAGAAUAUGGAAGGCAGCAAGCUUAUGCCUACGGAAAGCCCACUGACUGAACUCUCAGAAGAGGAUUUAGCUGGGGAUGAGAUCUUGGUCGCAACAACAGCUCCAACAACAGUAGCUACUGAGGAACCAAAAGUAGAAGAUCAUUCAGCUUCCUUGUCUCCUGAGAAGGACUCUCCGUUCACACGGAUAUCACAUUUGUCAAUAGAUGAGGAGGAGCAUUUACCAGAAUCAACCACAGAAUCUCUAACUACCCAUUCAUCUACUCAUUCGGUUCUUCAAGAGACGACUCCAGAGACUUCAACUGAUGUGAUACACACUUACAUUGCAACUGUAGCAGAGGACCCUAUUUUAUCAGAGAAUGCUGAAGAUAAAGACCCAACCAUAAUAGUUCAGUCCACCACAAUCAGUCAUCCAGAUGUUUCAGAACAUUUGGAGACCCUUAGUUCCACCACUGUACCAUUAUUGUAUCAGCCAACGUUGAAAACUACCAACCAGAUAACUUCCAAUGACAUAGACGUGCAAGAGAACACAGUAGAGUCAAGCCCUGACAUCACAGGGCUCACCCUACCUACCAAACCAGUGAACUCUGACAGUACUACUAUGAAAGUUCCUGUUCCAGUAAACCCCAACAUAACAGAGUUUGAUGUUUCAUUUGACAUAUUCCCAUUUGAUGGGCCAAGCCAUGAUGGAGACGACGGUAGUGGAUUUGCUCAUGGGACUGACUUGGCAAGUAUUGCCUUGCCAGCAAGCCCUGGAAGGGCUUUAAUAGUGUUUUUCAGCCUCAGGGUCACCAACAUGAUGUUUUCCGAAGAUCUGUUCAACAAGAGCUCUACUGAAUACAAGGCCCUUGAGCAGCAAUUUAUGGAGCUGCUCGUACCAUAUCUACAAUCCAACCUCAGCAAUUUCCAGAAUUUAGAGAUUUUGAACUUCAGGAAUGGCAGCAUUGUGGUAAACAGCAGGAUGAAGUUUGGCAAGCCAGUUCCCAAUGGUGUGACAACAGCAGUGUACCUCAUCCUAGAAGACUUCUGCAAUACUGCCUACCAAACUAUGAAUCUUGCAAUAGACAAGUAUUCAUUGGAUGUAGAAUCAGGUGACAAGGCUGAUCCAUGUAAGUUCCAAGCAUGUAAUGAGUUCUCUAAGUGUUUAGUCAACCGCUGGUCAGGCGAGGCAGAGUGCGUUUGUAACGCUGGCUAUUUUAGUGUGGACGGGCUGCCAUGUCAGAGUAUCUGUGACAUACAGGAAGACUUCUGCCAGAAUGAUGGGAAAUGCGACAUCAUACCUGGCAAAGGUGCCAUUUGCAGGUGUCGAGUUGGUGAAAACUGGUGGUAUCGAGGCGAGCACUGUGAGGAGUAUGUGUCAGAACCACUGGUGGUUGGCAUCGCCAUCGCCUCAGUCGCGGGGUUCCUCCUUGUGGCGUCGGGCGUGAUCUUUUUCCUUGCCAGAACUUUGCGAGACCAGUAUGACACUGAUGAUUCAGAAGACCCUUUACGAUAUUCAGAGAAUGUGCCAUCUCUAGAAAGAGCCACUAAGUACAAUCCCAUGUUUGAAAGUGAAGCAACUACAGGCUAUAACCAGUACUACCGCCGUUACCCAGAUGCCCCUGCGUACAGCACCGGCAGCGCUGAGGCCUCCACGGACUUCAGCAGCGAGGAAAUACGACACAUUUAUGAGAACAGUGAACUUACAAAAGAGGAAAUCCAGGACCGUAUUCGAAUUAUCGAACUGUAUGCCAAGGACCGCCAGUUUGCAGAUUUUGUCCGACAACACCAAGUGGUGCUUGAUGCCAGACGAGAGAGCUCUUCCAAUUAGAGUUGCAAACUGCUAAACCCAAGACACUUGCCUUUUUUCUUGAAUACAAGAAGAGGUCCUCUUCUGCCAUGGUGGACUUUGCAGGGAGAUAGUUUGUGAAGAUGUAAAUGGACUUUUGAUUUUAUUCGUUUAUGAAUGAGUGUGCAACCAUCACAAUGAUGGAUUGCCAGAUUGUGAUCUAAUAUAGAAAAAUGAUGUAUUUGUGAUUAUGUUUACUGUUUCUACCGAUGGGCUGAUUUAUUACUGCAUUGUCAAGGCCAUAAACACUUGUUGGUGACACAACUAUACGUCCAGGCUUCAUGUUGGUUCCUCUCUUUUGUAAUGGAAAGCCUGUGUUUCUUUCUUAUGGUUUUUCAUUUGUCAGUGCCUUUAUUUUGUUUGUUAGUCUUCGUUUUUAUUUGCGACUUGGGACAUAAUUUCUUGUGUCCUAAAACACGGACUGACUGAAGAGAGAACGUUUCGCAAUAGUUAUACUAUUUUAGUGAAUACAGAGAAGAGUAGUUCCAUAUUUAUAUUUGCAACUUUGCGAGAAAACAGCUUAUUGAAUAAGAAUUUAUUAUAAAAAAUUUGAUUUUAACUUUCCAAUCUUUCUUUUAGUAAUGUGUUUUGUGUUUAGUGACUCGCCUGCAGUUCAUUUUUCUACUUUUGUAAAACACUUGCCACACACACAAGUGUAUUAAAGAUAUUUAAUCUAAAUGUUAAUGUCCAUUAUCACAACAGAUUGUUCUAUGUUUAUUUUUAAUAUUGUUGAUUUCCACAAUGGUCACAGAACCAGU